This is a messenger RNA of Clonostachys byssicola, 1500 nucleotides long. The record is from the annotation of a GenBank genome assembly. NCBI's taxonomy places the organism in Eukaryota, Fungi, Ascomycota, Sordariomycetes, Hypocreales, Bionectriaceae.
AUGGUGUUGCCUGCAGGCUUGACACAGUACGUUGUAACGGGGCCUCGAAAUAUAGCCAAAGUAUUCCGAGCCGAGGGCAUGCAUGCGACACUUUCCCACGUCAUUGCAAUGGAAAGAUCGUUCGGAAUCUCACCGCGUGGACUGGCGUUAUAUGCUGCCGAUGAUUCAGGUUUCGGCGCUCAGCCUCAGCCCCAAAGCAAGGUCGAUCCGGAGAAUAGGGUUCUGUAUCAAAUUCACAACCUUGUCAAUCAGAACCUCGCGGGGUCGUCCUUGUCUGUCAUCACAGAGAAGUUCCAGGAAUUCUUGGCAACUGAACUAUCAAGCAUAGAAGCGAUUGGGCCCGACUGGACUGAUGUCCCAGAUCUUGGCGAAUUCUUACAAGUCCACGUCAUGAGUGCGGCCUUGAAAGCUAUGUUUGGGACUUACAUCUUGUCACUGAAUCCAACAUUCAUCGACGACUUUUGGGCGUGGAACCCUGAGAUGGGUACACUAUUCAUGGGUUUGCCGAAGUGGUUGGCUCCGUCUAUUUAUGAGAAACGCGAGCGGGUACUGCAGAAUAUUAUGCGUUGGCACGACUAUGCCCAUGCACACUUUGACUGCCACAAAGUGGCGGAUGAAGAUCCAGCCUGGGAGCCCUACUUUGGGAGCAAGUUCAGCCGCAAAAGACAAGCCCUCUUCAGUCGAUGGGAGGCCAUGGAUAAAAGGUCCAGAGCAGCCGAGGACAUGUCUUUCAUUUGGGCAUCGAACGCAAACUCUGUAGGCGGAUCCAUAUGGUUCUUGCUAGAGUUGUUGCUCGACCCAGCACUACAAGAUCGUAUGAUGAAUGAAUUCAGAUCUGCGAUGGUUCACCCCAAAUCUUCAACAUCAGUCCCAACGUUCAAUGUCGAUAGGCUCACUUCAGGAGCGCUAUGCCAGUCAGUCUAUGCAGAGACUCUGCGCCUUCGAGUAGCGAUAAUGAUUGGUCGGAAAGCCAAGUACGACAUGGACUUCUCUGGAUGGUUUGUCAAAGAGAACGAGACUGUCGCUAUCUCCAACACUAUAGAGGCCAUGGAUACCAGCAUUUGGAAUACGGGAACUGAGGGUGACCCCCAUCCUCUGGAAACUUUUUGGGCAGAUCGGUUCCUCAUUUAUCCAGGCGAUAAAACCAGCGGGCCAGUGAAACGGCAGUUGGCCUCGGAAAACUCUUCGAAGGAAACUGAAACCAUUGAGAUCGAGCGAAAUGAUCCUGCACCAUCCCCAGCACCACAAUUCAGCGUCAAGGGUGUUGGUAACUCCUGGGUCCCCUUCAGCGGCGGUCCAAGACACUGCCCCGGAAGACAUUUUGCUAAGCAAGAAAUGAUUCUUGUGGCGGCCAUGGUAAUGAGCGCUUUUGAAAUUGAAUUGAAGGUAGAGCCAGGUUGGAGGCCUAAGAACGACACGAAGUACUUUGGGUUUGGCACCAUGCCGCCCUCAGGUAUAAUUCCAUGCAGAAUCAGGAGGCGUACACAAAUAGGGGUUUGA